UUACAGGAUUAUCAGGUUCUAGAAUUGCUCGGCAAAGGUGGCUUUGGAUGCGUCUAUAAAGGUAAAUCGAAAGUAACUGGUCAAUUAGUUGCUGUGAAAAUGAUUGAUAAGCAAAAGGCUAUCGACGCGGACAUGAUUGCAAGAGUUGUUAAGGAAGUAGAAAUACACUGUCAAUUAAAGCAUCCAUCCAUAGUAGAGUUAUACAACUACUUCGAGGAUAGCAAUUAUGUGUACUUGAUAAUGGAACUAUGUGAAAAAGGAGAAUUCCAGCACCAUUUGAAAGCUAAGGGAAAGAUAGCCGAAGAUCAAGCACGUCGAUUUUUAGCCCAAAUUGUAAAAGGUCUCCUUUACCUACAUUCGCAUGACAUAGUCCAUCGGGAUCUUAGUUUAUCAAAUCUAUUACUAACAAAUGACUUGGAUGUGAAAAUUUCCGACUUUGGCCUCGCAACGAAACUAGCUGUCCGAGGAGAGACUCAUCUCACAAUGUGUGGCACGCCAAACUAUAUAUCACCUGAAAUAGCUAACCGAUCACCCCACGGACUAGAGUCUGAUGUUUGGUCUCUUGGCUGUAUCUUGUAUACCUUCUUAGUUGGCAAACCACCAUUUGAUACUAAAGCUAUACGAACCACUCUAAAUAAAGUUGUUUCUGGAAGUUAUACUAUACCUCCCCAUCUCUGUGCAGAAUCUGAGGAUUUAAUAAAUCGACUCUUACAACAGGAUCCACUGAAAAGGAUUCCUUUACAAGACAUCCUGGAGCAUCCAUUUAUGAAUCCUAAUAAAAGUAGCAAAAGCAUAAAUGAUGGCUAUAACGUAAGUUUGCAAGUUAACCCGCAAGUAAUUAUCUUCCUAUGUUAA
Messenger RNA from Trichoplax adhaerens, 855 nucleotides. RefSeq lists its product as uncharacterized. Lineage: Eukaryota; Metazoa; Placozoa; Uniplacotomia; Trichoplacea; Trichoplacidae. The annotation marks the transcript as partial. Gene Ontology annotation, biological process: protein phosphorylation. The record is from RefSeq and is a predicted model, not a curated record. The transcript has 8 exons. Gene Ontology annotation, molecular function: protein kinase activity; ATP binding.